Molecule: messenger RNA, 3002 nt
Organism: Puntigrus tetrazona (Sumatra barb)
Lineage: Eukaryota; Metazoa; Chordata; Actinopteri; Cypriniformes; Cyprinidae
Exons: 5
Coding region: 1626-2216 (196 amino acids)
Source: RefSeq, a predicted model, not a curated record
AAGUGUGAACUAAAUAUGUGGGGAAAAAUGUGUGUGAAAGUAACUGUUUACAGAUAUGCAUUCUACAGAAUACCUGGCAUAAUGUAUUCAUGUAUAAAUACCAAUUUGGAUCACAGAGACAAAAGGACUUUAUUUGAAAACAAAGAUAUUCAAAUACACAGAGUUUACUUUAAAGGAAUAGUGCGCCCCAAAAUUAGUAUUUUGUAUAGGGCACUAGGUAGAAAUCGCCUCAUCGUCAGGCCCUUAGUAUCAUUCUCACUCUAUAUUUGCUCCCCUGAGUCAAUCAAUUCUAGCACCUGCAUGAGGUUUCGGAAAGAAAUGACGCACUUUAUACAGCCCCUACAGGGACAUGGAAAUAAAAAAAAAUAUACAUGUUAUUAGGAAAAGUUUCAAUGCUUUUGCUUUGUCUAAGAAUUUUAUUGUUGGAUAAAUGUGUUUGCGAGCAUCAUUGAGGUACGUCGGUAUCAGGGGAUCAAAAGCGCUUUUAAAUGAACUUGUUUUUUUACUUUCACUUUCGAUUUCGCGGUCACGCGCACUGCGCGCAUAGGGCAGCGGUAAUGACUUUACAGGUUGAGAUAUUUGUCAGUAAUGCUUUCUUAAGCCGACCUAAUAAUAAUUAAUGCAAUUCAGUAAGUUGUAUUUUUCAAACCUAUUAAGAAGAAGCCAACAGCACAGCUUACAGUAUGUCUGUAAUAAACAACUGAUAAUAUUUUUAAUGGCAUUUCAGUAGAUAGUAAUAUAAAUGUUAUUCUGUCGUGGUUUUCAGCUGUUUUUUCUGGUCCAGACCAAUUUGACUCUUUUAUCUUCCUCUGUUUUUCCAUUCAGGACUGUUUAAAUUUUUUUAUUUUUUUUUUUGUUGAUGCGAUUUACUUCCGUUGCACAAGUCCUAGGGCAAAUAUCAACUACAAUUAACAUAUAUGAUGCGAGCUAAACACCCUUUUAAGCAAAAUUACUGUUUCUCUGUGUGUGUGUUCAACAGAAGACGCUCUUAAACGCUCUUUGAAAUCCCGUUCUGAAUCGAAUGAUUCACAAAACGCGCUUUGAAAUUCAGUUCUGACUCAAAUGAUUCGCACACUGUGGUUUAAAAUCCCCUUGAAAUCCAGUUAAACGCAGCAUGAUGCCUGCCACCGUUGUUGAUCUUAUCCAGUAGGCCACCACAUAUCUAAUAUCCAAUACGGUUUGGGUGGUUUUGUGACUAAAUCUAAACGAUUGACAUGCCUACAAAACAAAACUACUGCUCUGUUACGUAUUCAUAGUGCACACCUCUGUGAAAUAUGGAGCUUCUAUCAUUUCUGAUGGUCUGAUUUUGGACACUGCAUGAAACCGUACUGUCAGAAAAAAGGUACAGCAGAGACAUGGUCAUUUUUUCCACGUAAGAGAAGAGUAAUGGCAUUAUGAAUCAUAAUCGCGCAGCAAGCCCGCAGAGGUUGCAUUUAUUCCUAAAACCACCCCCUGACGUUUACAAAAAUACGCAGGAUGUGACGUUGAGGACACAUCGCCUUCUCAGAAACAAGUUCUCUUACAGAAGCAGCAACCAGUGAAACUAACACUGCCUAUUCGGCAUUUAACCGUGGUCACGGAGAGACGUGCAGAAGCGAGUGUUCGGUGAUGACGUGGUGACAGUGAUGAAGGGAGAUUCAGUCACUCUUUACACUAAUAUCAGCAAAAAAGAACAUGAGAAGAUGCUGUGGUACUUUGAAGACACUCGUAUAGCUCUGAUCAAUGGACAUCCCGACACCAGCUGUUUAUAUGAUGGUGAAGGCGGGAGAUUCAGAGACAGACUGGAGGUGGACUAUGAGACCGGAUCUCUGACCAUCAAGAACAUCAGAUCUGAACACGCUGGGCGAUAUGAAGCAGAGAUCAUCAGAAGCGAAAGUUCAGGCAAAAGGCAAAGCUUGAACAGAAACCGCAGAUGUGACUCUAAAAAAAUGAUCAAAAAAAUCCGCAAUACUCAUGAUGAUACCAUCAAAACUUUCAAUAUGAUUGUCCUUGUCCCAGCUGCUCUGUCUGAUGAGGACGAGCCCCACGUGAAGAGUUGGGAGUUUUACUCAGACCCGGGUCUGUCUUCAGCUGCUGUAGCUGGAGUGUGUGUUGUUCUGCUGCUGGUGACGGUUCUAGCUGCCGUCGCCGCGGUUUACUUUCACCGCAAGGUCUCCAGAAACGCAGAAAGGGGGAAAAACAAAGAUACUGUACUGAAAACCGACUUGUGUGUUUGAUUUUACUGAUAGAUGGCAGAUUGUUUUUAUCUUUACCUUACACGAGGAUUAAAAACGAAACCAAACGUGUCAUAAAUGAGAAACAAUCUUUACACUAAAACUUACUACACUACUCUUCAUUUACAACUGAAAAUUAUUAUUUUUUUUUAAUUUUGUGUAUUUUUUAUUAUUAAAUCUUAUUUAAUUUGAUCAUUGUGUUCUUUCAAGUGCUGUUAUAUUGUAUAUUGUUCAUAUGAUGCAGUGUUUAAGUGCAGUAUUAGCUAAGAUGAAUGAAGUUAAUAUUCAUUGUUAAUGUGUCAUUUGUUAAAUGUGACGCACUGUGCACUGAUUUAGAGUUUAUAUUUAUAUUUAUAUGUAGUUGUCAUAAACAUUUUUAACAAGCAUUUUAUUAGAGCUCUUAUAGUAAGAGUAAUAUAUUUUUUUCCAACUGUUUACUUAAAUCUAAAGGGGAUUUCAAGUAAAUAUUUUGUUUAUUUAAGUUUUAGUUUCUUUUUCCUUGUCAGAAAGCCCUUUGACUCAAAACAUUCCCCUAAGAUUUUGAAAUUUCAAAACAAAAUCACAUGACAUUACACAUUAGGAAUUUUUAGUAAAAAUAUAUAUAAUCCAUGAAGAAUAUAAUCUAGUUACUGUAAUCUGAUUACGAUAAUUUAAAAAUAAAAUACUUUUUUUUUUUAUCAAUUUGUCCUUUUCCAUUUUCUGUGGCAUGUUAUCACAGCUAAAUUAUUUAAUUGCAUUUUGUUGUACUUUUAUUUCCUAAAAUAUUAAAUAAAAAUCAUUCGAAAUUCA